UGGCGCAUGUAGCCAAUCGACCUGAAGGAUUUUUGAACGUCAUCAGGGGCCUUCAACCAAUCAUUUUGUUUAAACAGAAGGAGUGGGAAGUUUUGUAUUUGACUACAGUAAACGGCGGUGAUAUCCACAGAAAUGAUGGAUGCAUUAUCAGUAGUCACACAGCUGCGGGACCUGGCAUCUGAACCACAGAAUCGGGAGGUGAUUGUUCAGGACCAAGGUUGCCUUCCAGGGCUAGUGCUGUUCCUAGACCACAAAGACCCGAAAGUGCUCUUUGCCACCCUCCAGACUUUGCGGUACCUGGCUGAAUCUCCCCGCAACAUCAACACCAUGAAAAACGAGCUUGGCAUGAUGGUGAGCCUGGAGACACUGAUAGAGAGGACUGGUGUGACGAUUGAUAUUACAGACCUUGCAAAAGAGGUGUAUGGUGUGUUGAGUUCUCAAGCACAGAGACCGGCUUCUCAGAGUCCAGAGCAACAGAAGAGGAGAAACAAACCCCAGUUCUUCAUCAACAGCUCCAACAAGAAAGCAAAAUCAGUUACCCUCCAUAUAAAAGGCUUGGAUGGGGCAGAUCAGAGAGGUGUGUGUGAGGACGCCCUUUUGAGAGUCAAAGGAGUAAUCAGCUUCACCUUCCAGAUGGCUCUAAAGAGAUGCACUGUACGCAUCCGGGCCGACCUGCCCACUGAGAGUCUGGCCACUGCUAUUGCUGCCACAAAAGUGCUUUCAGCUAAGCAAGUCUUGAAAAAUGAAAAUGGAGAAGAGGUUCUCAUUCCAAUCAGCACCUCUGGCUCAAAGGUAGAAGAGAAUUGCCACCUGCCUGAUUAUCUGCCAGAGGAAGAGAGUCCGGAGAAAGAGCUAGACCGUGCAGUGUCACGUACUGGUGCUAAACAAGACACCAGUGGCAGCUGGCUGAACACAGCAGCCAGUUUCCUCACUAAAACCUUCUAUUGGUAAAGUCUUAAGUUUCACAGACUUUUCCUGGCUGAGUUUGGAGCUCAACAUUUUUAAGACCGUUCAGCUUAGAAGAACAAGUUGCACCACUGCUGGAGUAUAAAGCACAAAUUGAAGGUCAGGAACUGACAAAUGUGCUUUAUCAAGCUGUUCAAUUGAGCAAAUGUGUGAGAUCUCCAUCACGUCACAACUCUGUAUUGAUAUAUGGAUAGAUGUUGAGUUCAUGUUGUAAAUGUAUAUAUGUUAUAUGUCUUUCCUCCCUCUCAGUAUCCAAAAUUUGUCUGUUGUAUCAUCUUUCUUUCUGAUUUCUUGUAAAUAUUUUCAUUUUGGUGUCAAUGGAAUCCGCUGAAAGACAAAUUAAAUGUUUAAUGCUGUUUCGUGUAAAAUAAAAGUCUGGACGACA
Molecule: messenger RNA, 1351 nt
Organism: Carassius auratus (goldfish)
Lineage: Eukaryota; Metazoa; Chordata; Actinopteri; Cypriniformes; Cyprinidae
Product: armadillo repeat-containing protein 1-like
Exons: 7
Coding region: 133-951 (272 amino acids)
Molecular function (GO): metal ion binding; protein binding
Source: RefSeq, a predicted model, not a curated record